Molecule: messenger RNA, 7100 nt
Organism: Poeciliopsis prolifica (blackstripe livebearer)
Lineage: Eukaryota; Metazoa; Chordata; Actinopteri; Cyprinodontiformes; Poeciliidae
Gene: slc12a5b
Product: solute carrier family 12 member 5b
Exons: 26
Coding region: 259-3633 (1124 amino acids)
Biological process (GO): chloride ion homeostasis; chemical synaptic transmission; cell volume homeostasis
Cellular component (GO): plasma membrane
Molecular function (GO): ammonium channel activity; potassium:chloride symporter activity
Source: RefSeq, a predicted model, not a curated record
GUGGCAUCGUGCACCAGCAUCCACUCUACCCUGCAGCGGCUCUCAGUCUCUCUGGACUCCUCUUGAUGAGAGACAGAGCAAAUCAGGCACGUACGUUAAAAAAGGAAGAAAAAAAAAACACACAAAGAUACAGCUGCACAGAUUUCAAUAAAAAGAAACAAAUCUGUAAAGUAAGGAAAGAAAUACGUGGAGGGACACAGACAUCUCAUCUUUGGUUCCAUCCUGCCGAGAGUUUUACCCACCUGCUGAGGAGAGGAGAUGGAGAACAACAUGACUGACUGUGAAGAGGGAGAAGGGGGACCCACCAGCCAGGGUGAUGGACACCCCAAAGAGAGCAGUCCUUUCAUCAACAGCAGCGCAGCCUCUGAUAUGGAAAAGAGCCAGCAAUAUGACGGCAAGAGCAUGGCCCUCUUUGAGGAGGAGAUUGAUACCAGUCCAAUGGUCUCCUCUCUGCUCAGCUCUCUGGCCAACUACUCCAACCUGCCAACUGGCAGCAAGGAGCAUGAAGAGGCUGAGAAUAACGAGGAGGGGGCGCGGCCGUCUAAAAAACCUGUAAAGGCCCCUCAGCUCGGCACUCUGAUGGGAGUCUACUUGCCAUGCAUCCAGAAUAUUUUUGGGGUGAUCCUUUUCUUGCGGAUGACAUGGAUGGUUGGGAUUGGCGGAGUCUUUGGCUCGUUCAUAAUUGUCUUCAUGUGUUGCUCUACGACCAUGCUCACAGCCAUCUCUAUGAGUGCCAUAGCAACAAAUGGAGUCGUACCAGCUGGUGGGUCGUAUUACAUGAUCUCUCGCUCCCUGGGGCCAGAGUUCGGUGGAGCUGUGGGGAUUUGUUUCUACCUGGGAACCACCUUUGCUGGGGCCAUGUAUAUACUGGGUUGUAUAGAAAUUCUUCUGAUUUAUAUUGUUCCACAGGCAGCCAUCUUUAAGAUUGAGGGCCUGGAGGGUCCCGAGGCAGAGAUUGCUCUCCUCAAUAACAUGCGGGUAUAUGGCACCAUCGUGCUCAGUUUCAUGGCCAUAGUUGUUUUUGUUGGGGUCAAAUAUGUCAAUAAGUUGGCGCUCGUCUUCCUGGCCUGUGUUAUCCUAUCUAUUCUGGCCGUUUAUGCUGGAAUCAUCAAGACUGCCCUUGAGCCUCCUGUCUUUCCUGUUUGUCUCCUUGGAAAUCGAACGCUUCUCUCUAAAUCAUAUGACGUUUGUGCAAAGGUCAUUGAAAUAGACAAUGAGACGAUCACCACGAAAAUGUGGAGAUCAUUCUGUGAUUCUGAUUCCCUCAAUGCUACAUGUGAUGAAUAUUUCAUCAACAACAAUGUUACAGAGAUGCAGGGCAUUCCGGGGGUCACUAGUGGGAUCCUUGCAGAGAACCUGUUUGGAAACUAUCUGGAGAAGGGAAUGAUCUUGGAGAAGCGUGGAAUCUCAUCCAAUGUGGAUCCUGAAAUUCCAACCACCAACGCCAAUCGCUAUGUCCUGGCUGACAUCACCAGCUUCUUCACCCUACUGGUGGGGAUUUAUUUCCCUUCUGUUACAGGGAUCAUGGCAGGCUCAAAUCGCUCUGGUGAUCUGCGCGAUGCCCAGAAGUCCAUCCCGAUUGGUACCAUCGCAGCCAUCACUACCACCUCCACUGUGUAUAUGUCUUGUGUAAUCCUAUUUGGUGCUUGUAUAGAAGGAGUUGUACUGAGAGACAAGUUUGGAGAAGGGGUUAACGGUAACCUAGUGAUUGGCACGCUGGCAUGGCCUUCUCCCUGGGUCAUCGUGUUUGGCUCUUUCUUCUCCACCUGUGGUGCAGGACUUCAGAGUCUGACUGGAGCUCCACGUCUUCUGCAAGCCAUCGCAAGAGACGGCAUCAUUCCAUUUCUCAGAGUUUUUGGACAUGGUAAAGCUAACGGGGAGCCAACCUGGGCACUGUUACUAACAGCUAGCAUCUGUGAGAUCGGUAUUAUCAUUGCCUCCCUGGAUGCAGUCGCUCCCAUCCUGUCUAUGUUUUUCUUGAUGUGCUACAUGUUUGUCAAUCUUGCCUGUGCCCUGCAGACCUUGCUGAGGACACCAAACUGGAGGCCACGAUUUAAAUUCUACCACUGGGCUUUGUCUUUCCUGGGUAUGAGUCUGUGUCUGUCGCUCAUGUUCAUCUGCUCCUGGUAUUAUGCCAUAGUCGCCAUGGGUAUUGCCACCUGCAUCUACAAAUACAUUGAGUUCUGUGGAGCUGAGAAAGAGUGGGGCGAUGGCAUUCGAGGAAUUUCGCUCAGUGCUGCACGAUUUGCUCUGAUGAGGCUGGAGGAGGGGCCGCCACACACCAAAAACUGGAGGCCUCAGAUCCUGGUUCUGGUGAGCAUGGAUGCUGAGCAGAAUGUGGAGCAGCCCCGCCUGCUCUCUCUGACCAAUCAGCUGAAAGCAGGCAAAGGCCUGACCAUUGUAGGUACCGCUGUUCAAGGAACUUUUCUCGACAGCUACAGUGAAGCCCAGAGGGCAGAUCAGUCUUUGCGUAAGCUGAUGGAGACAGAGAGGGUGAAAGGUUUCUCUCAGGUGGUCGUUUCCUCCAUCAUGAGAGAUGGGACAUCACACCUGAUCCAGGUUGGAGGACUUGGGGGUUUGAAGCACAAUACUGUGAUGGUCAGCUGGCCUCAGAACUGGAAGCAGCCCGAGUGCUACCAGCAGUUCAGGAACUUCAUUGAGACUGUUAGAGAGACAACCAUAGCCAGUUUGGCCUUGCUUGUUCCUAAGAAUAUCUCCAGUUACCCGUCCAAUGGAGAGCGCUUCACUGAAGGACACAUAGAUGUGUGGUGGAUCGUCCACGAUGGAGGCAUGCUGAUGCUUCUGCCCUUCCUGCUCCGCCAACAUAAGGUGUGGCGGAAGUGCAAAAUGCGCAUUUUCACUGUGGCACAAUUGGACGACAACAGCAUCCAGAUGAAGAAAGACCUCAUCACUUUCCUUUAUCACCUGCGCAUUGAUGCUGCUGUGGAAGUAGUGGAGAUGCUUGACAGUGACAUCUCAGCUUAUACCUAUGAGAAGACACUAGUAAUGGAGCAAAGAUCUCAGAUCCUCAAACAGAUGCAUCUGACAAAGAAUGAGAUGGAGAGAGAGAUUCAAAGUAUUACCGAUUCCUCCCGUGGAUCCAUUCGUCGUAAAAACCCGCCAUCCUUGCAGCCCCAGCACAGCAUGGAGGAGGGAACCAGUCUGGCAGAAAAACCAGAAGAUAAGUCUGAGGCUGUCUCCAACCCAAAACAGGUCCGCCUGAUUCAAAGUAAGAAUGCAGCCAUACCCACCAGCCCAACAAGUCCCACUUCCCCUGCUGCCACGCCUGCAGGAGGCACUGUCACCUGGAGAGACAGCAAGGGCCCGGAUAAAGGGAUGACGGACUCAGCAGCGACUGCAGGGGCAGGCAAAGACCCACUUAAUAUGAAACCGGAAUGGGAGGGCUUGAACCAGACGGAUGUGAGGCGCAUGCACACAGCAAUGAGACUCAAUGAGGUCAUCACAAAGAAGUCCAAGGAAGCUAAACUAGUCCUGCUCAACAUGCCAGGACCACCAAAGAACCGAGUGGGCGAUGAAAACUAUAUGGAGUUCCUUGAGGUUCUCACUGAAGGUCUCAACAGGGUUCUCCUAGUGCGAGGAGGCGGGCGAGAAGUCAUCACCAUCUACUCCUGAGAGGCUUAAAUUGGCAUUUUAAAGAACUUGUGAGUUCUUCUGCUUCACUGUGAUUCUAGGAAAAUCUUCCCUCCAACCCAUCACCUGUCCCCUCAACUGGCAACCAGCCUGCAGUGCUUCCGGGAACGUCGACCCAUGACCUAACUCCACCUUUACCUCCAAAUCAUCUGAGCUCAUUUCACCUGAUAACUUUUUGGAAGAACUUUCUGAUUUAUUCUGAAUUUUUCCUUCUCAUCUAUAAGAAACAAAUGUCCUUUUUGUCUCUUAUCUGUCAUUUGACAUCUGUGGCUCUUUGAGAGUUUGUUCAUCCUAAACCAUUUUGGUUUCUGUCCAUGAUUGUAAUAAUGACACCAAGUAAUAUUAUAAAUGACUGAAUUAAUGGAGGUGACUAUUAUGUGUUCAUUUAGAUAAAACUAGCGUGUAAAAGCAACUAAGGGUGGGUUCUUUGUUAUUUCAUGUUUAGAAAAUUUGAUAGAACUUUGGAUCUAAGAAAAAAUAUUUUAUACAAAUCAUGGCCAUAAAUCUGGUCAGUUUUACAUUCUUGUGAAUCGUUAACCACCUAGUAAAUUGUAGAAUUCAUAUUCAAGUAUGUAUUUCAUAAAUCUGAACACUUAUCUGUGGAAAAAGUAAAAAUUCUCUUUUUGAAGAGCAAUAUCACAAUACUGUAGAUGACAUUACAGAAUAGAAAAAAAUGUGCUUCAUCACAAUGUAUUUGCUUUCUGCUGUGUCAGUCAUUUUUUUUUUUAUCUAAAAUGCUAGCUUAUUUUUAAAGAUGAAUUCUUUAUAUUAAUGCUCUUAUUCAGACGUUGUUUUUCUUUUUUCGAAUGGUAGGAUUGUGCAUGUCAGCUGAAUCUGUUGCAGAUUAAUUUCAUAAAUUGGCCAAGCUUUGCAGCACUAAAUAGAGAAAGCUGUCAAUUUUUAUUGGUCAACUUUGUGGUCUGAUUAAACUUUCCCUUCACUGUGAAGGCACGCUAUGUAACUGCUAAAAGUUAGAGGCACAACUUUGUAUCAAAUAAAAAAUACCCUCUUAAUUGAUAGGAAUAGUAAAGUAUGUGGUUUAGAAAUAUGUUUACAGAUGCAAUUUAUUCCUUAAAUGAGAUUGCGAUGGAAAAAUGUUCUGGCACUUUUUUAUUAGCUUAUUUCACAAGCUGCGGUUCUGAGUAUUUCUGACAUGUGAACUAAAUCAUGCAGAAACAUCUGUUCAAAGGUAAUUAUGUUCACUAAAAGUCAUUGACUCACGGCUGCACAAAACCUGCAAAAUACAAAUAAAAAUACAAACAGUGAAAUGUGUUAAAAGUGAAUUUCAGAGGGUGUGUGCAACAAUUUUGAGAUUACUUUGUUAAUCAGAAGCUACAUUAAUGAGGGUAUCUAUGUUUUGAUGAUUUAUUUAAUGCUCCAGCUUAUUUUAAUUUUUUAUGUUUAGUUUACAUUUUAUUAGCUUUUACAGAAAGGCUAAAAUGGUAAACCACAAAACUUUGUCAAUAUUUGGCAUAAAACUUCAUCAGAUAACUGGAGGAGAGCUAGGCCUAAAAUAUCCACAUUUCAGAAUAUAUUAUAUUCAUUUAGAUAAAUGAAGAGGACAAAAUUGGAUCCUUAGAUGUAAUGUUUAUUCUGAACCUCUCUAUGUAGCAACAAACUCAAGUCAAAGUGUUUGAAUUUCAGUUUAUUCGGCAUAAAAUAACUUUGAUUUUUAAGCUUUUGAUUUGACUGAGUUGAGGACUUUCACUUGGAUUACCUGAAACUUCAUUGUUUCUGUUUUUUUGUUGUUCUUUUUUUCACAUUUUGGUAAAAUAGCUUUUGCAUUCAUGGAUCUGAUGUUAUUUCUGGUGGAUUGCUUUAACCAUAGUUUUAUUAACAUUUACAGUGUUGUAUAGUACUGAUGCAGAUAAAGAGGCCCAGAUCAUGAUAUUACCAACAUGCUUUCCAAAUAGGCUGCUCCUUUCCUGUUAGAUUGUGUUCUUUAGUGCUUUUGUUUAUUUUUUACAUUUGAAACUUAAAUAAAUAUCUCAAUGUUUUAUUUAUCUAUAGAUUGUUUCUCUAACAGUAUUGCAUUAGACUACACUGUGCACAGAUGAAGCUCUUUGGAGAACCUCAUCUGUAUAGUUUACACCACUGGAGGUCAGUGUUUAUCAACAUGUCUGAUUCCUACUGAGAAAACUGUUUUGCUGCUUCGACUUUACAGAGAGCUUUUUGGUCGUGUUUAUUUUCAAAGUUUGAUUUUAGUUGAACAGUGGAGGGAAGAAUAUCAUUGGUAUUAUAGUUUUAUUUAUUUGUAAAUGACAGCCAGUUCAUAAUCUUAUGAUCCACUAUGAAUGCUACUGUGCUUGGGGGAAUAGUGAGGCAAUGACCCCAGACAUGGCAGUAUGUCCACUAAAGAAUGUUUAAGAAUUAAGAAAACGAAAGUCUGCAGCCUAGUCCAUACCCAGAUCUUUUUAUUAUUGACAUGUUGUGAAAGAAAUUGUACAUCAAACAUACCCCACAAACAUAUUAAAAGAUGAACUUGAGGAGACCAACAUCAAAGACUCAGGCAGAUGACAGAGACUGGUAGACAGCUAAAUGAAUCUCACUGAUGGAGCCAACAUCAGUUAGGUGGGUAGGGUGUCCUAACAUUUUGUUCAGAAUAUACAUUUUUGCUUAUCUCUCUUAUACCUUGACUAAAACAAAUUUAAUCAUUAAGUGCAGUUAAUUAUUUUUCUUUUCCAGACAAAGAAAUAGAUUAGCGAUCAACAUGUGGGAAUUUCUUGACAAGAGACUGCAUAUUGAUGGGGCAUACCAAGUUAUUUACAUUGCUGUAUGUUUUUGGUCAGCAUUGUCACAUAACUCAUAAAUCAUAGCGUGUUUCCAACAUCCAGAGCAUGUACAGAUUAUCUUUAUGGAGAUAAAGUUUAUCUCCAUAAACUUUAUCUUUAUGGAGAUAAAUCUUUGUGAUUAAAGUUUAAUGACGAAAGCCCACUUCCCUCUCUAUCUACUAUUACCCCAUCCUUUCACAUAGGACUCACUUUGUGUUUUAAUUUUCUCUCAUUUGUAUUAAGAUGUAUCAUACAGUUUGCAAACCUUACCUCAUCCUUAAUACAAUGAUAUAUUGCUUUAUUGAAUAAAGUUUAUACAGAGAAGUGUUUGCUUUAUUUUACUGAUAAAGGUGGUUGCAGCAACACCCCCUGUGCAUGUAGUGGAUGUUAUUUUACAGGUGAUACAUACUGGUUCCUAGUUUGCACUGUUUGAAACUUUCUUUGCAGUCUGUGCAUGCUGGGUUUGUUUUAGAGUAAAGGGUAUCUUAAAGACACAAAACAUAUCAUUAUGUUUAACAGUGUUGAUCGGUUUAAGUUAGGAAUGUGUUUAAAACUAUUACAUAUUUUAUUUUCUGACCUUUAUACAGCUUUUAAAGUUACAUAGUUUGAAUGGACCGUUUUUAUGUCUGCACAAAAUGCAAUAAGUUUUAAAAUGAAUAAAAGUUGGCAAUACGUGGA